AUGUCGGAGCCUCGACGAGCCGGUUGUAAGCGUGACUUUCGUUUAAUUCUACUUUAUUAUUGUUGUUGUUCGCGGUCGACGUCGUCGUCGUGGUCGCGUUCGACGUUGCCUCGUGUGUGAGUGUGUUGGUGCUGUGAGACUCUGUGUAUGUUUAGUUUAAGCGAAAUUGAAAGUUGUACAUUUUGCUACCCCCAAAAAGCAAAGCGCUGCAUACAAUCGCGCGCAGUCAUACAUACAUACGUGUGUGUGUUUGUGUGUGCUACGCCACGCCACACCAACCAAAAACCAACCCCCACCAACAGGAGUAGCAGCAAUAAUAAUAACAACAACAACGCAAACCAAGUUAGCACCACCCACGGUUGAGAAGCACCGUUUAGUAGUCAUCGUCAUCGUCUGUUUCUGUUUCUCCUUCUGCUCCUGCUUCUAUACUUCGAUCGUAUUUCAGUUACUCAGGCUCAACGCAUCGUUAAUGUUACAGUUACAAUUACUGCUAGUGUUGGUUAGUGCAAAUUGAAAUAACCAAAAUAAUCGAAAAAGCGAAAGUGUUACACAAGCCCCAAAAGCUCCAUCGAAGAGUCGCUUCUCCAAAAACCAAUCGGCAAUUCACACAGGCUCCUUCUGCCUUGCCUGUGUGUGUGUGUGCGCGAUUGUUUGUUUACGCGAGAGCGAGCGUGCCUGUGUGUGUGGCCUGUGUGUAUGGUGAGGCCAGUUAAUAUUAUAAAACUGUCAUGAUGAAUUUCUCCGCGUUUGGCGGCCCCUUCUCUGGCAUUCAUCAGUUUGCCGCUAAAUUUGAUGCACAAACACCGGGUGCAUUUGGAACGCCACCGGUGAACGCUGCUGCCGCUGCAGCGGGAUCCGAUAAUCAUGUGCAGCGCUAUCAGACCAAUGGCAAUCAUUUCAAUCAGAAUGUGCCCAACGUUUCGGCGGCCAAUAAUAUGCAAUAUGGUCAAAAUAUAUCCAUACCGUAUUCACAGCCGCAGAGUGAUCUAAACUUUUUGAAUGCGGCCGCUGCAGCGGAUCAUAAGGGUAAAAUCCAUCCAAAAAUUGAACGUGACCGGGAAGAAGUGCUCAAUCAGCAAAUCUUACAGAAUGUCAAUCAGUCGUGGCAGACGCUGGCCAAUACAGCCAACACUGUCGACUAUUCAUCGCAUUUGCUAUCCGCAACACUGCCAAUAUCCAUACAGCACUUCCUCAAGUACUCGGAAACAAUAAAGAAGGAAUCCUCGGGUGAUGUCCUUAAGAAUGGCACCAAUUUGGCCAGCCUGGCGCUGGGUGGUGUCGCAUUAACGCCUAGCAACAAUGGUGCCAAUGGUGGUGCCCAUCACAAUGGUGGUUUAGUUGGCAUGGAACAUGGCGGACAUAUGACCAACAUGACGGAUGCGAAUGGCGCUGCAUUGGCUAAUGGCGGUGCCACCAAUGGCGUCAAUGGCAAUGCAAAUGGUGCGGUUAGCAAUGGAGCCGCUGUAUCCAGCACUGCAGCAGUGGGCACCACAAAUGCCACAGGUGGCACCACCACCACCACCACCGGCAAGAAAACCAAAAAGAAGAAACCCCCAAAGGAGAAGAAGCCACGUCCCAAGCCCGGCGAAAUACGCGAAACGAAAGCGUUAGAUGGCUCCACGCUCUAUUGCUGCCCCGAAUGCCAGAUGGCCUAUCCAGAUCGCAGUCUCAUCGAGCAGCACGUCAUCUCGCAUGCCGUGGAGCGACGCUUCGUCUGCGAUAUCUGCAAUGCGGCACUCAAGCGCAAGGAUCACUUGACCAGGCACAAGCUAUCUCACAUACCGGACAGGCCGCAUGUGUGCAAUAUCUGCAUGAAGUCAUUUAAACGCAAGGAACAGCUCACCUUGCACAUUGUCAUACACUCGGGUGAGAAGAAGCACGUCUGCAUCGAGUGUGGAAAAGGUUUCUAUCGCAAGGAUCACUUGCGCAAACACACGCGUUCGCAUAUCGCUCGUCGUGUUAAAUCGGAGGUCUCAGCCCAGCAUGUGAAUGGUUCAACUGGCAACAAUGCGCAGAAUAAUUCGCUACAUGGUUCCUGAGGUUCGUACAAGGACUUUUGGUAAAUUCUUAAACACAUUUCAUGCCACAAAGAGCGGCAAAGCUUUUGGCAGCAGUUCGCAGACAACCAGUGUUGCGAAGUGUUGGUAAAAGCAAAGAUCGCUUUUGAAAUGUGUUAAGGAGUUUACCGAAGGUCCUGCUGAGCGUCACCCCAAAUCCAAUAACCCUCUGAAAAACAAAACAAGUUAUACUUACAAACCACAAUAUGCAAGUAUUAGUUAAAUUUUGUUUACAACACUUUCAGUUCUUUAGCUUUGGUUCUUUCAGUUCAAGUUUUCGCACAAAAAAGUUAAGCAAAGUAUAGCAAUUUAAAUGUACAAAACAAAACAAAACAAAAAAAAAAUUAAAAUGAGGAUUAUAAAUUUUAAAAUAUGAAAUAUGCGCAUACAUUAACUAAAGAACAUAGUUUGCUAUCAUUUCUUUAUGAGGAUCUGUGAUCUUUGCUGCAUAAACUUAAAAGAAAGAAAUGGAAAUGAGAGAAACUUAAGCUUUUAAGUGUAAGCUAAUAAUUUUUAAAGAAUUUAUGUGCAAUUUGUUUUUACACAUUAUCAUUUGCAUAUUCUGUUGUUCAGACAGCUUUUGUUUAUUGAUCAACUUAAAUAAAUGUACCUAGAAUAAGUUAAAAAAUUCAUUUGAGAAAUUCAAUUUGAUGCGCAUAUUUGAUAAUUAAAAUUUUAUUGAAUUGUGAAGGGUGUAUACAUAUACUUCUAGUCUUAUACUUUAUUUGAUCAAUUAUGAAUGAGUAAUUUGAGAUAAUCAGCCCUGUUGCGGUUUCCACUUUAGCAUCAAUGUUGCAAAAACUGUUUAAAGUACACAUUUAGGUAAAUUUAUGCCUAGGGUAUUUCAGCAAAUUAGAUCCAAAAGUGGAAGUCGUAACUAGCCUGAAUGUCAUUUAAUCUUAAGCUUUUAAAGAUUAAAAAAAACCCACUUCGAAGUGAGCAAACACUAACAGAUAAAUGCAAUCCAAGCUUGCGUCUUUGCAUGCCCAACUUCCAGUCGUCGUUUAGAUCAAAACUACCUAUCCAUAAACAGCAAACAAAAAUUACUACAAUAUACCAUAUAAUACUCUAUAGCUAUAGCCAACUUACCAUGCUUACCAAAAAAAAAAAAAAAAAACAAAAUAAGAACAAUACAACAAAUAUAUAUACAUCAUAUAGACACUAUACUUGAUAACCAAUCGAAAAGAAAAACAAAAAUAACCGCUGAACAGCUCUAAAUGAAAAUAAAACGCUAACCAAAAACAAUAACUGCAAUAAAACUCAAUAAACAAAAGGAAUAUUUUUUAUAUAAAUGCAAAAGGAAACAGACUUAUACCAAAAAAAAAAAAAACAUAAAGAGUAAUACAAAAAUGCGAAAUGCAAGAAUAUUAAAUGAAAUGAUGAAUGAAAGGCAUAAAACAAUAACCGAAAUAAAGUGCAAACACUUCGUGCAAGUGAAAUCGUAAUUUACUGUUCAAAUACAUAGCAUUUUUUGAGAUUAACGAUAAAAAUAAAGGUGUAAACAAUACCAAUAUACGUUUUAUCAUAUGUACCAGCAUACAUAUUUACAUAUAGAUAUACGAAAGCUUCAAACUAAUAUACAAUACAUAAAUACAAAUAGUUGUAAUGGUUUGUGUUAUCCUUUUAUCCAUUUCCUUUUAUUAAUUGUCACACAAAUGAUCGCUGGUCACAAAGUUAGUUAAAUUAAUUUCGUGACCAUUGAAUCAUUAUAUAAAUGCAGAUUUUGUUUUGCGUUUUGCUUUCGGACCAUACCCUAUAAUUGAUGUAGUGCCCAGUUUUUUUUCUAAAGCAUAGUUAUGUACGUUAUUUGUGUGCAACCGAAAAUCUUAAAUAAGGAUUUAAAGCGAACAGAAAUCGUUGGCAUUAUGCGUUGCUUUGAAUACAGAAAGUAAUUGAAAUACUUAAAGUAAAGUACAAAUACAAAUAACACUCUCAUACACACAUAUACAUUAAAUAAUAAUAAUAAAAAGCAAAGCACCCAGAAUACAAGAAGUAAGCCACAAAAAGUAUUAGCCAAAAGUUACAUAUUAAAUACCAUAGAAAGGAAAGGAAGCUUAAAGUACAGUUACUACAAUUUAGUAUGGCACAUUUUGGAAAACGUUUUCGUAGUUUCCCAAAAUGUGCCGCCGAGUGCCACACAGAGUAGACGGCAACUAUCCAAAGUUGUAACCCCCAAUUAAAUCUAUAAAGUAAUAAGCAACCUUCAAAGCCCACGCAAACUUUUAAAAAAUUCGCAAUUUUUUGUUUAGCGUACGUAUAUAAAUCACAUAAGAGAUUAUAAAACAAUAAGUUUAUAAAGAAAAAAAUUGCAAUAAAUGACAAACAAAGGAAAUUAAAUCACUCAGGGAUGAAGCCUCCAAACAAACAAAACAAAAA
This is a messenger RNA of Drosophila innubila, 4433 nucleotides long. RefSeq names its product zinc finger protein 793 (gene l(3)neo38). Gene Ontology annotation, cellular component: nucleus. The coding region runs from base 729 to 2039 and encodes 436 amino acids. Gene Ontology annotation, molecular function: RNA polymerase II cis-regulatory region sequence-specific DNA binding; DNA-binding transcription factor activity, RNA polymerase II-specific. The record is from RefSeq and is a predicted model, not a curated record. The transcript is spliced from 5 exons. NCBI's taxonomy places the organism in Eukaryota, Metazoa, Arthropoda, Insecta, Diptera, Drosophilidae. Gene Ontology annotation, biological process: regulation of transcription by RNA polymerase II.